UUCUGUUACUGAUUUUUAGUCAUUACGCUGGUAUCGUUCGAUCACAAAUAAGCUCUAUUCGCAUUUUAAUACCUUGAUUUCCGUACUUUAAAUUGAGACAUAAUUGUAAUCGAGUAUUCUCCUCGUGAACAGUUCAACAAAUGCCGGAACAAAGCCAACCUUCAGUUGUCACUCAAAGUGUGGGUGAGACAGAGGAAACUUGUGUGGACUCAGACAUGUUGAUCAAACACCCCCUUCAAAAUCAGUGGACUUUGUGGUUCUUCAAACCAGACAGAGCCAAGGGAUGGGAAGAGAACCAGCGUGAAGUCAUUCACUUUGAUACCAUUGAAGACUUUUGGUCCACGCACAAUCACAUCAAAUCAGCUAGUGAGCUCUCUGCAGGCUGUGAUUACUCAUUGUUCAAAGCUGGAAUCAAGCCCAUGUGGGAGGACCCUAGAAAUAACAACGGUGGCCGGUGGCUCAUCAGUUUGGACAAGAAACAGAGAUCUUCUGAAUUGGACAACUAUUGGCUUGAAGUGAUACUGUGUCUGAUUGGUGAGGCAUUUGAGGAAUCCAGUGAAGACAUUUGUGGAGCUGUGGUCAACAUUCGGCCAAAGGGAGACAAACUAAGUGUUUGGACAGCAGACUGCACUAACCGUGAUGGCAUAAUGAAAAUUGGCCAGAAACUUAAAGAGAGGCUUGGCAUUCAAGUGAAGGGAUCUAUUGUUUAUGAGGCUCACAAUGAUAGCAUGAAAAAGUCUGGAUCUGUUGCUAAGUUCAGAUACACUGUUUAACACUGGUUUCACUAGUAACAGAAUUUACUGUCACUAUAUUCAGCAAUGUUGGUUGAGGUUUGAAUUUCAUACACAGUCAAGAUGCUCCCCUAUGCCUUGAAACAAUAUCCUGUUACUGUAAAAAAAAGAACGAUUAUUCUCCAGGCUGUGGGCAAAAGUAAAACAAAACUGUCCUUUUUGAUUGCAUUUAGAAAGGGCCACUAAAAAAAGAUUUUUUUUUUUUUCUUCUCACUCUUGUUUUAAACGAAGCUAUCGAAUUAUGAUUAAGAAUUUGGUGAGCAUGUUUCCUCCUGUGUCUCAUCUGUUUGGGAAUAUUUAUUCGAGAAGGGUUAUUUUUUUUUCUUUUGUAUGCGGCGGAGAACGCCUAGUAUCCAGUUUUUCUUCUUUGAUUUUUCCUGCUGGUGUACUAAUGAUUCCCGAAAAAAUUGUUUGUCGUUUUCUUGUGGUGAGGUGAUGUUCACAGCGUAUGUAUGAUUUUGUGUUUUUUUCUUAUUGCUCUUUUCUCUUAUGACCAAUUUAACCUAGCAUUCGUUCACCACCAACCAGCCCUUUCAGUUAGCUAUGAACUAGCAAAACUUCACGCGUCCACUGUGACGAAACCACUCCUCCAUCAAUCUUUGUUUAGUUUUUUUUAUCCUCUCAACUUGUCUGUUGAUUGUAACCCUUACUAGUUCUCUCGUUUCUUUGGUUUCUCGUCACUGCAAUACAUUAUUGCAUUUGGAAA
Molecule: messenger RNA, 1497 nt
Organism: Daphnia pulicaria
Lineage: Eukaryota; Metazoa; Arthropoda; Branchiopoda; Diplostraca; Daphniidae
Product: eukaryotic translation initiation factor 4E-like
Exons: 4
Coding region: 141-773 (210 amino acids)
Biological process (GO): translational initiation
Cellular component (GO): eukaryotic translation initiation factor 4F complex; cytoplasm
Molecular function (GO): translation initiation factor activity; RNA 7-methylguanosine cap binding
Source: RefSeq, a predicted model, not a curated record